This is a messenger RNA of Effrenium voratum, 396 nucleotides long. Lineage: Eukaryota; Dinophyceae; Suessiales; Symbiodiniaceae. The record is from the annotation of a GenBank genome assembly.
AUGGUGACGCUGCCACCAGAGACGGCGCUCGGGAACUUCAGCCACUUCCUCAUCUACGCGGCCUCGAGCCUUGCGGAGCAGAGCUUCCCCAGGGCGCUGCUCAUCGCGGACGCGGACGCCUCCGUGUCGGCCUUGAGCUUCCUGGGCCAGGACCUCGACUUCAGCGACUUGGGCGGAACACUGUCCUGGCUGCCCCCCAAUGACACCAGCCGCGUGGACGCGUACUUGGCCUACCUGGCCACAGGCGCAGCAGGCACGGGCCGGUUACAACUGGGCGACGCGCUGAUGCCUCAGGUUCUUUCACUGGAUGUACCAGCCAACACGCCCAGAGGGAACUUCAGCCACUUCACCGUCUUCACCCGCUCGGUGCUGGUGGAACAGACACCCGGCCCUUGA